This is a messenger RNA of Emericellopsis cladophorae, 573 nucleotides long. RefSeq lists its product as uncharacterized. Gene Ontology annotation, molecular function: D-lactate dehydrogenase (NAD+) activity; NAD binding. The transcript is spliced from 2 exons. NCBI's taxonomy places the organism in Eukaryota, Fungi, Ascomycota, Sordariomycetes, Hypocreales, Bionectriaceae. The record is from RefSeq and is a predicted model, not a curated record. Bases 1 to 573 code for a protein of 190 amino acids.
AUGGGGUGUCCUAUGAUCAGAAUUCGCGAUGAGAUGCAGUGGUUCGUUAGGGUAUCAUUUGAUGCGCAGCUUGAAGCGGAGCUCUCCAUCGCCCUAGCCUUUAGCCUCUCGCGGCACGCCACGGGAAUUGACCGGCGCGUCGGCAACGGUGAGACCGUCAUCCGAAGCCAGACGAUGGGCAUCAGCCUAUCUGAGAAGACAGUCGGUAUCGUCGGCAUGGGCGACAUGUACAUCCAAAACGCCAGGAAAUGGAGGAGUGUGUGCUCUGCUAACAAUAUCGGGUGUGGCCCCGUGGUGCCCAAGGAGGCGUGGGCAGACAUCUCUCGCAAGCGCAUUGACACCCUUCAGGGGCUGCUGCCCGAGGCAGACGUUGUGACGCUGCGCGUGCCCCUUUUGCCGACGACAAGAGGACUUAUUGGCGAAGAAGAGCUGUCGCUGAUGAAGAGAAAUCCCAUACUCGUUAACACUGCGCGAGGCAGGCUGGUGGACGAGAAGGUGUCGGGUUGCUGGAGGCGCUCAAAAAGAGGAAGCUAUGUGGCGCAGUACUCGAUGCAAUGGAGGUCCAGUCGCUGA